Molecule: messenger RNA, 14177 nt
Organism: Pocillopora meandrina
Lineage: Eukaryota; Metazoa; Cnidaria; Anthozoa; Scleractinia; Pocilloporidae
Source: the annotation of a GenBank genome assembly
AUGACCGAUUUACAGAAAAGAUAUUACAAGGCAAUACUUCUGAAAGAUUUGGGUAAGGAGUUUCAAUACUGAGUUAAGCAAAUCUAAUUGCUUGUUGCUUGCAUGCAUUAGUGGUGAAAACUUUUAAAAUUUAAGAAUUAAUUGUUUGGUACUUAAUAAAAUUCUUUCAGUAUAUCUUGUAGAUUAUUAUUGAAAUUGUGUUUUAUAUUUAGGGCAUUUGAAUAGGAGAGGUGUAAUUAUUGAGGCAUAAAUUAUUUCAUAUCUAUGGUAUUUUAAUAGAAAAAUAUGGUUUUUCCGCAUGCAAGUGUUGGCAUUUUUAGAGUCAAAACCUCGGAGAAAGAAUCAAUGAGGAGAGUAAUAACACAACUAAACAAACGCUACAACAUUUUACUUUGCAAUGAAAUACAAAAUUGGGCUGCUACUGUACUUCACAAUCUUUUUGAUGGCGUAGCCACAGGCAAACAUUUUAUUUUUAAAGAAACACCAGAGAGAAUCCUUGAAGGAAUGGCUAGGUUUUCUUCACAACAAGCUACCGUUUUGCGUAAAACUAAUAAAAAUGAGGCUCUUAAAAUACUGUGUUACAUAGAGAGUACUAGCUUUCUGCUGUAUGUCAUGCAAACUUUAGUAUGAUCUAUUUACCAACCUAUGUUUUAUUGUUUCUCCAGAUGCCUUCAAUUCUGCAAGUGGUUUCAUGAAGACAAGACUUAUGAAUAUUCUAAUACAGCUCAGAAAAUGUAUCAAUCAUCCAUAUUUAUUUGAUGGUAAUGCUUCUGAGAAGUUGAAAGUUCUCUUCAUUUAGAUUUAAUCUUUCAAAAACUAAUUAUAUUCAGUGUUUUCUUUGUCGGCUUCUUUUAAAGGCACCUGUGAUUCCAAAUCUAGACUAACUGCAGUUCAGAUCAUCAGGUCUUGGUCACCGUCGAAGGCGUGCGUUCGGGAUGUCAUGUAACGCUUCUUUCUUUUGAGGGAAAGUGUCGCGUGACACCCCAAAAGUACGGCUGCUAAAGAUAUAGAUAUAUAUAUAUAUAUAUAUAUAUAUAUAUAUAUACUUAUUUUCUAUUUUUCAAACUGGCAGAAUCUUUAUUCAUAUAUUAAAUCAAAGCUUUUUGGAAGUUUGUCAUUUAAUGUACUGGUUUUUAAUUUUGUUUCCAAGGAGUGGAACCUGAGCCAUUUGAACUUGGGGAACACCUUGUUGAUGCAAGCGGUGAGUUAAGAUUUGUAUAAUCGGGGAAGGUGGCGAGGUCCAGGUAUGUCUUUGCCCACGUGAUACUCAUGUUAAAUUUUCGUUACGGAAUUAGAGGAAAAUGGUUGAAAAAACAUAUCUUAUGGUGGAAUCUCUAGAGAAAUUUUCUGCGAAGAAAGCCCUUUGCUCACGGUUUUUAUGAGUGAUCAGUUAAUAAGCAAUCAUUGGAUGAAUUAUCAAAGGCGAGGUCUGAGAUAUCCGCCUAAAGCUGAGGCAGAUAACACAGACACGAGGUUUGAUAAUUCACGAUAUCCUCGAAAACCGAAUUCAAUAAUUGUUUCAUUAUACAUUUUUUAAACAAUCUGCCAAAGAAGACACUUCUCACUGAGUUAGCAAAAGUUUGAGAACACUGCGCGGACAAGGGGCCGGGAAACUAGGCACACUUUUAACUCGACGUGAUAACCCAAAAUCUGCUGCAGAUAUUGGGUUAAAAUAUCAACUUUACACGCUAUUGUAUAUUGACCGAAUGCUUUAGACCAAUCAGAGUUUUCAUUGUAAGUCUAAUGUAUAAUAAUACUAUUUAUUUGUGUUGGUCAAUUUUCAGGGAAACUUCGAAUUAUUGACCAGUUGUUAAUUUUCCUUAAAGCAAGGUCAGUUCAAAGCCAAACUGCACGUCAACGAAACGAAGUAAACACAAAAUUAAAAAUAGGGGUUUGCCAAUCGACAGUGGUGUGCUUUAUGACACUCCGAGAUUACGUUUGGUUACGUUUUUUUGCGAUGUCACUUUGCGUGAUUUUUUCCAUUCCGAUUUUUGUGUUGUGCUACGCUUCCAUUCGUUUCAUCUCGUCAUUUUAUGCCUAAUGUCCCUAUUCGCUCCACAGGGGACACAAAGUUUUAAUGUUCUCACAAAUGACAAGAAUGUUAGACAUCAUUCAGGACUACCUUGGUUACAGAGGUAAGCAAACCCUAUCAACUGAUUCUUGUUUAGGUGGACGUAGGAUGUCUUCCGUCCGUUAAAACCCUCAUUCUGCCUCAACGAAUCGAUCAUUCGAAGAUUCUACAAAACAAUAGUACUCAAUCACAGGCAUCGCAAUCCCAACAAGAAUACUUCUUUAGGAGGCUAUAGUCACAUUACGGAUCGAAAAAUUAUUCUAACUUUUUUAGGACGAAGAAUUGCUUCCCCUUUCCAAUUCCUCUUCAUUCUGACAAUUCUUUUUGGGUAAUUACAUCGUUCUUUAUUUUUCUUUCUAGCCAAAACAGUAUUUCAGUUUUGGUUUCAACUAAUUUGAGGUAGUUUUGUCAGUCAACAAAUCAAAAUAGACAGUGUAAUAAUAUAUUGUCUUAAUUGUUUCAACAACAAGUAAGAUCCCUUAUGUCCAUAGGAUAUUCCUAUGAACGACUGGAUGGUUCUGUCCGUGGAGAGGAACGCUAUCUUGCCAUUCAAAACUUUAACGAAACAGAAGACACUUUUAUAUUUCUUUUGAGCACGAGAGCGGGUAAGGCGACUAAUAUUGAGAUUUGUGCAUUGUGGCUAACCGAAGAAUUGAGACACCUUCCUGCGGUUGGGAUUCCGAUCGGAAUUGAACACCGUUAAGACGUUGCUAAAAUAACAUACUUACUUUUGAAGUUUUGAAAUUGAUGCAUAAUAGACUGGCUUAGCGUUUUUUGCAUAGAAUAUAGGCGGAAUCGAGUGAGAAUAAGAACAGCUGUGUUUCAUCGUAAGGGUGCUUACAGAUUAAUCUCUUAUUUUCCAUCAAGGUGGCCAAGGCUUGAAUCUGAUGUCUGCAGACACUGUGAUAUUUGUAGACAGUGACUUCAAUCCCCAGAAUGAUUUGCAAGCGGCGGCAAGAGCGCACCGUAUUGGGCAAACAAGGUAUGAUGACAAGCAGGCAGUAAAUGGUGUAACUGUUGUUGUAAACCAUCCUUUUACUCCUUUUCUUAUGAAGUCUGUUCAUUUGGAGCUGGGUCAUUGCCUUGUGUUCUCGAGCAGGUAUCUUACUUCUCUCCACUGAGGGGUAGAAAAGGGUGACGGGGUGUGGAGGGGCAUCGGGGAAACUUGACAAGACGGGGAACCUAUGAGGGGCAUCCUAUUUAGGGGAGGGAGCUCUACUACUAUUAAUUUAUAGCCAUGAAAGCUGGGAUGACCACGGAAUUCUGAAAUACAUGGCUCAUUUAGGGAAUUACGUUUACCUGUAUAACUGCGGUUCAGUGUUAAACGAAAGAUUACUUUGGGGGGCUGGUGUGCGAAGAGCGAAGACUGUUUUGGUGCCAUGCUUUUCUUUAUAUCACUAGGCCUGUAAAAGUUAUUCGACUUGUUGCGAGAAGUACAGUAGAAGAAAUCGUGUUGAAAAGGGCAGACGACAAGCUAAAGCUAACAAAUUCAGUUAUUGAAGGGGGAAAGGUAUAACUGUAUUCCUUAGAACAGUAUUGAACGGUUCUGUUUCUGUGGAUUUGUUUUUGUUUUUGUUCUUGUUCGUUUGUCUGGUCUGUCAGCCUGUUUUUCAUUCUUUCUUUCAUAAGUUCGUUGGUCGAUUAGUUCGUUCGCCCUCAUUUUCACUCCAUGUACGAGGAUUUGACUAUUUAAUUUCACAGGAUAUGAAAGUAACUCUCCUUCUAGGUGCUAUCCAAGAUAACACCUUCCAGGUCAUAAAUUUGGUCUACUUUCUCCACCUGAUUGCUACACACUGUUUUGAUAUUAUUGAGGUUAAAGGGUUAACCAAAUAAUUAUUGUUUACAUAUCUUUCAGUUUUCAGGUAACGCCUCAGCUUUAAACCAAAUUGCCGAGACUCCAACACAGGUAACAAACACAGUAACUGUAUAUUCUAACUACUUGGUAGACACCCUUGAGAUUUUUUUCUGAUCUUUCUGUUUUUGAGCUUCUGCACUGUGUAUUUGUAGCUGGCAGACUUACUCAAGUACGGCUUGGACAAGUUAUUUGACUCAGAUGAGAGGUAACGUAUUUCACAGCUUUCUUAUGUUUCAGUAAGAUAUUUGUGAACCAUCUACAAUAAGGGUUGUAACAUAAGCUUACUGAUUUAUCUUGAUUUUACUUGUAAACCUUUUAUGUCCAUGCUGUUAUGGCAAUUGCUUAAGUUUAUUUAGUCUCACAAUUUGUGUCGUUUUAUAGGACCCUUACAGAGGAAGACUUGGAAAAGUAAGUUUAAAUCUGUUUGAUUAUCGAAACUUAUUCCAUCUCGGCAAAAUUCUCUGAUCAUUUCAUAAUUAGGAGGGGUGGGGGGGGGGAAGAACAGAAGAACAGGAGGUAUUCUUUUAUUGUUGUUUUUGUUCGCUUUUUUUUGUCAAUGAAGCUUAUUUUCUGAGGGUCUUGCGCGUUUUUAGUAUGAUUUAGUGUCGUAACACUUAAGACUAUAGGUUGGUAAAAUCGCUUUUGUAACGAACUAAUUGAUGGAAAAGUAAGUUGUAACUACAGAAUAUGCUUGAAGAUUGUACUGAAUUUGUCCCCUAUUUGUAUUGAAGUAAGACAAUGAAUUAAAUGAACUAUAUGACUGAAUAAACUGAUCGUUUUAGGAUUCUAGGAGAAAGUUUUAAUAAUGAGUGGACUGUGGGAGAAACGAGAAACCAGAGUAAUUUGAAUAAAGACGUCAUAGUUUCGUGUAUGGAAACAGAUGAUGGUGAGAAAGGUGAAUAACAACAAGACAUGUACAAACCACUUUGAUUGCACUGCUCUAGAACAUUUAAUCUGCUACAUGAAUUGUACAAAAUGCUAUUCUUUAACUUGGGAAUGGGGCUUUAGUGAACAUUAAGAGAUCUUAAAAGCAACGACAAAUAUGCCUUUAAGCAUGUUUCUAAACUUAAGCAAGAGAAAAUCUUCUUGGACUUAGGAAAACUUUGUUGUUCGCGGACUUAAUUCAAGGCAACGCUGAACUUUUCAAGAGUUGGGACAAAAAUGAAGUAUUUCAAAAUCUGCAUCUUUAGGCUCUCCUUGAAAUCCGCUGGCAGUGAAUCGACAGCAAUAUACUCUGGUGAACACGCUCACAACCCCACGAUCCCCACUUUUCCCGCGAGAAGGGGCUCACGUCCUAAACGUCAGCUUCUUAAUAUUCUCUCGGGUGGUUUAUGUAUCCUUAUCAACGUCUACUUUAUGGUCAAAUUAGUGAUUGACUUGCCUGCGGCACAACAGUUCUUUUAGGUAAAAAUAACUGCGCGCAAUCAAGAAACCCUGCUUCCGGCGUCUUUCAUUUGCAGAGCUCACUUACUUUGUUGACAAAUAUGGUCAUCCCCUUGAUCUCCCUUUCAUCAAUUUCACUUCACGUGAUUUUAUUUCUCUCGAUUUUCUAUUUUGAACACAUAGCCUUGCGCCAGCUGCAUUUGAGCCAAUAUUUCCGUGUUUGUGCGCUAUUUGAUUUAAAUCUAAUUUAAAAUUAUGGAAUGAAAAGUUAAUUGAUAUCAACUGUUGGUUUUUUUUUCCUGCGAAGCAGUAAGUGACAUGUACGUGUAUGAAGGUCAUGACUACAGAGAAACAACUGUGAAAGAUCAAGAGGCAUUCGACAACAUGAUGGCUGGUAAUUAUGAAAAGUUACUUACUGCCGAACAGUUAACGCUCAGCGUUUCAUCAUAUCCUAAAGUAUUAAAAUACUUUUACUUUCGUGCAAAAACUAUGCAAAGCAUAAACAAUGCCAACAACCCAAGAAGCUAGUGUUGCUCUCGGCUGCGCCUUGAGCGACUCUUACGCUUUUCUCGUGCUCUCCAAACUUCCGGCGUGCAUCCUUAACUCGAUAUACGCACGCCAAGCAUGGACGAGUUGUUAAAUAUCGCUUUUUGAAACUGUAAUGACUUACGUCACCAAUGAAAUGUUCUAGCUGGUAAAAGUACAAUUUUAAGAAUGACUAAAGUUUAGUUCGCAUUUAAUUUUGCAGACAUGUUAGAGGAAUCCCAAACAGAAGAACGACUACUCCGAAGCGAGAGAAAGGUUUUUUUUAAUUCCUCUCAAAUAAACGUUGUUUAAUUACCUCCCGUUUUUCAACUUCUGAACUGUAUUUCUCAGCUUAGGCAGUUACUAGUUCAUUAUAUUCGGAGGGUUAGCCGUAAAAUAGCAAACUGAAAAGUUAGGCCGUUAGUCGUAAAAAAUGACAAUUUUUAACCGUUAGUCGUAAAAAAUGACAAAUUUUAACCGAUAGACGUAAAAAAAGCUAACCAUAAAAAAUUUUCUGUUAAGAUUAACGGAAAGAAAGUAAUCAUUAGCCGUAAGAUGGCCCAAAUGGUAAACUUUAGUCGCAACAGCCAUCACCCCAUAGAAACCCUCUCUUCAGCUAUUGUAAUUUCUAGGGUAACGAUGAAGAUUGUCUUCUCUUGAUCUUGGUAUAACACUAUUUCGUAGUUAUUUUCUACCGUUUUGGUUUCAGGGAUCCGUAGCCCAUUUCGUUGACCUUCCCAUGAGAAAGCGCAAAAUUCUCUCGCCAGAGGAGUUAGAGGAGCGAAAGAAAAAGGUAAUCUUCUUUUAUCAGUUGUAAUCAGUCGUACCGGUGAGACCUAUAACCAGUCAUACCGGUGAAACCUGUAACCAGUCGUACCGGUGAGACCUGUAACCGGUCAUACCAGUUACAUUAAAACACUCUACUGAUCGUAGGCAAACUUGUUCCCCUCGGACCAAUGGGCCUGUUAAGGCAUUCUUAAGUUUUAUUGCAGGUAACAGAUAGAGUGAGAAAUUUUAAGAUAAGUAAGUUUAAGUUUACCACUGCUGUCAGUAGGAUAAAUGAAAUAAUUCUGCUGUGAAAUUUAUGUACGUUUGCUAUAAAUCGUUGAGAAAGCUACCCGCCGUUAAUUUUCAAGAAAAUAAAAACUCGCUUUCCUAACCUUUGUGUAUUGCUCGAGUGAAAAGGUUAACCGGUCAAAAGUUCAAAAGGUUAGAGCACUUUGACUAAAUUCAUGUUGUUUUUCCAGAGGGAAGAAAAUGCUGCAAAAAGAGCAAAGCUAAAGGAGGAAGAGGAUUCUAGGAAGGAAAGGGACAGACAAACAAAAUUGUGAGUAUCUCAUUCAAGUUUUAUUCACCAUUUCAAGAGGUUUCAGGAGGCAAUGUUCUAAUGCCUUUCUCUGAGGCGUGUUUCAAACCCUUUGGGACAAACUUGUCAUUUAAGUAUGGAGGAAGAGAAGCAUUAGAAUACAUACAUACAUACGUUUAUUGUAACUCCCAACUUGGGCUUUUCGCUUUUCGGAAACUGUUUGGUUCAGCAUUUUUAAGUAAAGCAAACAAUGAUAAGGUUAGUAGGGUCUGUCGCUUAUGCAGCACUGAAGCAGCCAUUGGUUCUCACUGCUUUCUCGUCGUGUGCCGAACAUAAAGAACGAAUUAAGAUAAUUUAUAAUCUCCCCCUCCGCCAUUCGAACAUGUUGCCACAUAACCAUUAUACCCGUACCCUGGCCCCAUACGUAAUAUUCAAUCUGGCUUAUCAAUCGCUCUAACGUGGCUCCUAAGACGAACUUUGUUCGAUAUGAAGCAUCAUGGGAGUGGCGUUUGGACUUGAACGAGCCAUGAUAACCUUCCUGAAAGAAUAACUAAGAAAUGGAGAUUGUCACCGAUUUAAUAUAUACCGAGAAUAUUAGGAAACAAGCGCGUCUUGAUUUUUAAUCUCCCAUGUUGAUUUUCCUAUUAAAGGGAAAAGCUAUGGAAGGACGCCGAUUACUCAACCCUUAAUAUUGCGAAUGGUGAAGAAGAAGACGAAGAUGAAACUAAAGAUUCAUUUGACGAAGAAGACGAACGUGAGCAAAAAGAUAUUCGAUACGUACGUGGUGACGUCACGCAUCCCAUCAAAACAUGCGGUUCCGAUGCCAUCAUAAUACACUGUGUUGGUGAGUGCGCGAUAUCAAAAACCCUGGAAUCACUUCAAUUCAGUAACGUGAAAGCAAAGGUUUCAGCAAUUCAGAUGAAAGCUUGUGCAGAAUCUUCGAAUUUGCGUAGUUUGGCAAUUUUUACAGUUUUUUAUGUUUGCCUUCCUUUGUCUUUAAUUACAUUUCUUUGUUGAUCUUUGUACGUGGCCUUGUCAUCGUCAGAGUUCAUGUUAUCCUUUCCCUCGAGUAAUUUUUGUUGAUUCUCUCAGAGCCUUCCUUAUGCAUAAUCUUCAUCUCCUCGUCGAUUGCCAUACAAAGUGUUCAAGAAACUUCAUAAUUGUUUUAGUCUUUGAACUUUUUCAUCAAUUUUUAUGAGUGGAAUCUAAAAAUAUUUGUAAAUUUCGUCAUUGCUUCCAAUUCAGUGUGCGCAGCGUACUGAUACAUUGAUAUUACCAACAGACGACUCCGGGAGGUGGGGUCAGGGAGGACUAUUCUCCGCGUCAUCUCGAAGAUCAACUCGACCAGAAACUCAGUACGAGCUAGCCAGUAGAAUGAAAGGUAUUGUUGUUGUUUGUACCAUGGCUAUAUCAAAAUAGGCUUCCAUAUGCGGGAUUAAUUGUGUUUUGGAAGUUUUGUUGAGCCAGCGGUGGUUGGUCCACCAAUUACCAAGUAAAUAGGCUGAAAGCUUCAAGCCUUGUGUUAAGGUACAGGUAUCCCAACCCGAAAUCACCACCUUUGUACUCGCACAUACCUCUUGUUAAACAGGGAGGAACGGGAGUAACAUCAUUUCUACUCGUUUUCGUAGUAUUCCACUAGAGGUAAUGAUUGUGUUUUUUGUUAUCAACUAAGAAAUAGAUAGAAAGAACUUUCGGUCUUUUCACAGAACUGAUAAUUGCUAAGACAACUUCUUAUUAUUCUACGUAUUUACUUUUUUCUCUCAUACAUCAAUUUUUAAUUUUUUUUCCUUGUUAAUAUCAUUAUCUUAAAAUGAAUUGAAUUUCUUUGAAAAGCAUAAAAUUAGUUUAACUAUUUCUCGCCCUACUCCAUUUCUUUGUAUUUUCUUUUUUGACGAAAAUAACGCCAAAAUUUCAGUUUCGAAAAUAUUUUUGUGGAAAUCUAAAGGCAGCUUGAACUUGAGCUUGAACGUUUUUUGUUGUUGUUUUUUUUUUUUUUUUUUUUUUUCAGAUCUGAAGUUAGGAGAUGCACAUCUUGUCCCACUUGACGAUCGACGAAACCCAAAGGAUGGUCAUGAAUAUGUACGUUAAAUAAUUUGAAAAGUUUAAGUGGUCGGUUGACUUUGAUGAUGACAUCUGCUGAAGUUUUCGACUGACUCUUGAAACGCCAUUCGAUGUAUUUAAAAACAGCCCUUUUUCUGGACCCUGAAUACCUGCACUGAAGUCAACGUAAGCGUGGAAUACCUCCGUUAGAGUUUAACUAUCGAUUUGUUGACACCUCUCUUAUUUUCUUGUGAUAUCAGAAUGUAGGUGACUAGCUUGCUAGUUCCUGUUACACUCCUUGAUGAAGAAAGGAUUAUUGAAAGUAAAGCAACUUAUCCGAAAUCUCUUGACCUAACCUGACAAGGGCUCGAACCCAGACCCCUCCACCUGGAAUUCAGCAAGAACUGGGCACAACUAAUGUCCUAUCUAGGAGAGUUAAGACUUCUACCUAAUUCCUUUUUUGUCUUGCAAAAGAACAGCUUCUAUUCCAAACUUUCUCAAUGGCAUAUGUUCUCGAAAAAUAUUCAAACCUGGGUGCCAUUUUAGGCAAACCAAAGAAAAUGCUAACAGUGUUAGCUCUUGGUCUGUUUACUCUGAUAGAUUGUAGGCAACUUCAAUGACAAAGCGCGUCGUAUUUAGUGACUUUUCAUCUUCACUGAUACUUUUUCUUUACUAAGGUGGCCUUGAUUGUGGCUCAGUCACGUGACAGGCAGAACAGACUCUCUGGGAUAAAAUUGACGUCAUUAAGUCUAGGCUUGAAGAGGAUAGCAUUGGCGGCAAAGAAAAUGAAAGGUAACAUUUGAAAAAAGUGACCACAGACUGAUUCUUUCCAUAAUUCUUUGAAGCUCAGUUGGUAGAGCAUUCGAACUACCUAAGCUUUGAAUCAUCAUGGGUGGCUCAGUUCUUUGUUUUUCCCAGUAGUGAUAAUUAAAACUCCGCAUGGGUGAUUCUGAUUUUGGCGUCGAUUGCACUCGCUUAGAAAAUCACAUGGUUUUUAGGGGGGACGAAAGGGGGGGGGGGUUGGGAUAAUUCGCGCCAACACAGUAUAAAGCAGAGGACUAUAGAAAAUUGAAUGUCAGUUAACAGCCUAAAAGAGGUGGGGGGAGGGGAAUCAUGAGGAUAAUAUGGAGCCUCGUGGGGGAUCAGGUAAAAUUUUACGUAUUUUUUCGAGACGGAAGAUGAAGGCGGACAAUCCUCUUGGCCCAAGUCCAUUUAGAUGGUGCACCUGGUCUUCUAUCAGAGCUUUAACGGGCGGCACAAUAAAGAUAGAGACCAGUUUCUUCGAGAGAAGAGAAGCGAUCAAUCACUGGCGCGGCUUGUUAUAUGAAAGAUUUUCCAUAGCCAGUUGGUAACGAAAUGGAGACAUCUUUACCUUCAAAAAACAUAUCUAUGGCUUUCUGAUGUUCUUUUCGAAAUAUCUCUAUCCCACAAGUCGCAUAAAUUUGCCUUAAAACCUCGUCGUAGAUCACUUUUGUCUGAAAAGUUGACCAUGAAGCAUUCUGUUCACCAUCUUGUUCGUUAGUAUGAAAGAAAACUACCAACUGUGGCCGAUCAGAAUUCACGAAAAAAUCGACAAAAGGGGUCAACCAGUAAAAAGUUAUUUUAUAUUUUCCUGCAAAAGUGACGUCACAGAACGCGAGUAGUGUCCGGUGUUCGUAGACGUUACCUCACCACACGUAGGCUAGUUUAGUUCAGAUUGAAAACAGUUGUUUUCAGAAUCAGCCGUCAACAAAGAAUGAUGGUUCAGAGGAGUACCCCAUCCCCCUUGGUGAAAAAAGGAAAUGUAGGCAGAAUUCUCCCUUGUUUUUUAUUUAUUGUUUUGAGUAUAUGUUGUUACCUAAGUUCUACCCUUUUUUUCGACAAUGUGUUAUUUUAAAAAUAGAAAAUGUCUUUUCUCUCCAGCUACUAUUCACCUUCCACGAAUUGGUUACAACACACCUAGUUUUAACUGGUAUGGCACGGAGAGACUGUUACGGAAGCACCUUGUCUGCAAAGGAAUUCAGACAUCAGUGUAUCCUUUGCGAAGUAAUAGGUCGCAGAGAUCGUGUAAUGGCGACAGCCUGCACUGACCUUCCAGUACUGUAGCAUGGGUUCGAUUCUCGGACCUGGUUGACGUGUUGGUUUAGCUGGUUUGUGGAUCUCAUCCUUGCUCCGAUGUUUUUUCUCAAGUUUCAUCGUGUUUCUUUCUUUCUUAAAAACCAACCCCUUCAAAUUCGAAUUCGAUCCGUGAACAGUGAAUGAAGAGCCACACACGUAGAUUUACCAUUACGGAAUCCAAUAAAAUAAUUGGAUCAUACCAUGAGGUUAGAAAUUGUGUUUUGUGCAAAAGUGGCAUUGAUCGGGUUCUCUUUUAUCACAACCUUUCUUAUAUAUAUAUUUUUUGGAUUUGAUAACCCACAAAUUUUUUCCAACGCCGAAUUGUUCAGUGUGGAGUCAUGUCGCGUCUCUCAAGGUGAACUGAGGGAAUAACUUUUUAAAGGGCGGUCUUGAAACGGGGUGAAAUAACGAAAUCUGAUCAAUAUCUAUAUUUUAUUUUAUAUAAGUAGAACUGAACUAACAGAUCUUGACACUAUCGCAGAUAUUAUUUUGAUAGACAAUCAGCUACAAAUAACUCAAAAACGCUGACAUCAUUAAACGCAGAUUCUCUGAAAAAAAGAAGUUACAAGGCGAAAGACAAGCGGGAAACAUCCAAGGAUGAUGAAUCCUCUCAUGGUGAACAUCCAAAGAGUACAAAGCAUUCACUACCUGACUUCAUGUACGGUGUAAAUGUCUUGUUUCAUAAUGUUGAAGAGACACAUAGGAAGCAAUUGACACGCUAUCUGGUGGCAUAUCCUUUAAUCUCCAUUUUUAUUUGUUUCGAAAGUGCAUGUUCUCCUUUCCUAUUACGAAGAAAGGUAUAACUUGAUCAUAACAGUCACCUCAGUGAUGUAUUAUGGACCCUUUCCCAAAAUGGCAAACAACACCAAAAACUCAUCUGAAGGAAAAAUAUCCCCUAGAAUGCCGUCUACUCCUGGAUGGGAUACUGAUCGGUUUUAGGUUACCCACAGCAUUUCGUCAGGUCUUUCAUGGCGGUUUACCGGUUCCCAUUUUCAUUCCUGGGGGAGAGAGGCAUUUUGAGAGUCUGAUAGUUAAUUCAUGCCGGAGACGUCUUUGAAGCUCUUCCUAAUGUAGAGCCUUGAAAACAAAGUCAGAAUUUAGCUUAAAGCCAGGGAGAAUAACUGCUAAAGUUGCUGCUCGACGCCGGUGACAAAUUUUAACAUUUUCCUUAAAAACUUUCUAAGUAAAGUGAUUUAUUUCUAUAAAAUUGAUCAAGACAGUUAGGCGUGUAUAACGUACUGGAAAAUUUCAUCUUUAACACUUGUUUAUUUACAAUGGCGAUGUAUCACACAUUGCGUGCGGGGAUGUGACUCAUGUGGUAACUUGUGAUGACAGCGAUCAAUAUGUAAGUAACAUGCAGUCGUAUUUUCAUUUCAGUAAACAAAAGCAGGUUAACUCUUACGCGCCUAGUAGCCAGGUACUGCCGGAGCUUAUCCCGCUUCUGACUUGAAGUCACCAGUUCUGCAGAGCAUUAUUGUUUUGUACUCCUUUAACCCGUUUCUCGAAAGACCCCGGUAAUUUUACAGGCCCAAAGGCAUAUUUGAAAAUGUACUUUGAAGGAAUAUAAGAGCUGCUCUUAGCUAAGACUGAAAACCAUAAUCUUCUGUUUCGUUUCCUGGUAUUAUUGUUAUUUGAUUUCAAAACACAUAAAAUCUGGAUCUUGAAUAUGAACAAGACAUACGAAGAUAGCUCUUUGGGACAAGGAAUUACGAGGACGUUUACCAAUCCGCAGAACGGAAACCAGUUCCUUCAGUGUAGAGAACCCUCCAGAAAUUCGUCGGGUUUCCCCGAUUGUUUAUUGUUCCCGGCUAUAUUAUACACCUGGGCGGAGAGAGGAUCUCCUAGUGUGAACUGCCUUACCUUAAAAACCAAACACGAUACUUUUAAUUCCAGACAAAGUUUAGCGCGCAAACCGUUAGUCCUCAGCGACUCACGUAUCAUUCCAUUAAAAUUAACGACUUUCCAACAUUUAAGUCCAAUUUUUUUUUCUUGGUACUUAAGUUGAGUAUUCCUUAUUUUAUUAAUUUUCAUUUUCAGCACUCCUCUCAAGAAUUAAACGAUGAUGUCAAGGUUGUCAGUUCAAAAUGGCUAGAGAGCUGCUUUAGAAAAAGAAGAAUUCAGGAAACAGCACCGUAUGAAAAACAGAGGAAGGAAAAGAAUUAAUGUUAAAGUGAACUUGGUAGCGAAAUUAAACUUUUUUCUUUUGUUUUUUUUUAUGAUGUGAGUACAUGCAUUGCUCUUCUUUUCUAAGAUAUCUAUCAUAGGAGAACAAGGAAACCUAACAGUGCUUGAGAUACUAUCGUACCCAUAAGAAAAUAAGGAAACCUAACAAUGCUUGAGAUACUAUCGUAACCAUAAGAAAACAAGGAAAACUAAAAGUGCAUGAGAAGCCAAGGAAAACCAACAAAACCACGAAAUACUAACUUCACAAUCGGACAUCAAUGAAAUUUAAAAACUGGGUGAUAAAAAUCGAGCUCUAAGAAAAGCUGAGAAUUCACGAGAUGCUAACAUGACAAUAGGACAACAAGGAAUUCUUAUAGUGCACGAUACACUGAAGUAAUUGUCAGACACCAAGAAAAACUAAAAGAGCGUGGGAUUCUAAGGUAACAAACGGACAACAUAGAAAACUAAAAGAGUGCAAGAUGCUGAAGUAAUAAUGGCACAUCAAGGUAAACUAAAAGUGCCCGAGAUAUUUAUCUAACAACCCGACACCAAGGAAGUGCACGAGAUACUAUUGUAACAAUCGGACAACAAGAAAAACUUAAAGUGUGUUAGGCACUACCUUAACAAUCAGGCAAAAGUAAAAAUUAAAACAAAAGUCUACGAAAUGCAAUUAUAAGCAUUGGAUACCAUUUAAGUUUAAAGUGCACAAGAUACUAACCUUAAAACCGGCAAAAUCG